AUGAAUCGUGUGAUGAAGGUUUAUGUUCUCCAGAGGCCAAGAACCCCAGUGUCUUUGCGUGAUUCAGCAACAACCUUUCAUCCUGGGGGCUCAUCCGGGAUUCUUCAGAUCAAGGGACGGCUGAUCUUCCGGGAUGUGGCCAUAGACUUCACUCAGGAGUGGGAAUGCCUGGACCUCGGUCAGCGGGAAUUGUAUAGGGACGUGAUGUUAGAGACCUACGGGAACCUGGCCUUCUUGGGACUUGUCUCUAAGCUGGAGCUGGUCGCCUUUCUGGAGCAACUGAAGGAUCCCAGGAAUAUAAGGAGAAUGGAGACAACAGCCAUUUACCCAGCUAUGACUCCACAAGACAUCCAAGAUUUGAUGCCAAAGAAUCCAGCAUUAGAAGAUGUAUUCCCAAAAGCAAACCUAGGAAUAUAUCAAACAUUUCAGCUCAGAAACUUAAAUUUAAUGAAAGACUGGGAAUGUACGAGAGUAUAUGAAAGAUGGAGAGUGUGUUUAAGUGGACAUAAAGAAAUGCAGACAGUUAUACAUAAUGCUAACAUUACUGCAAAAAGAAAUCAGCAACAUGAGUCAAACUGGGAAAAACACUGCCUUCAGUCUUCAACAUCUGCAGAGAAGUGUAAGUAUUUAAGAAAAGAUUUUCAUCCUUUUGUGAAACAUACAUGUUCUCUGAAAGGAAAUAUGGAAAAUCUGGAAGGUGAUCUAAUCUCUACUGCAAAUACUCAUUCAGACAAUUCUGAACUUAGGCUUCAACUAAACAUACAUUCAAGCAUGUCUGAACACCUACAAUUUAACAAUGAGUGGGAAAACUCACAAUCUCAUCAAUUUGAGAGAUCCAUGACCAGGAGGUCAUUAUUCUUCCCCCAACAGAUAUUUUCUCUGCAUUCCAAGAUGUAUAAUGUUGAUGAUAAUGGAAGAGACGUAAUCCAACCGUCAUUGUUCAAUACAUAUUGUGAUGUGGUUAAUACAUAACAACAUUGCAUGUGUAAUAAAAUGAG
Messenger RNA from Dama dama (fallow deer), 998 nucleotides. Its product is annotated as zinc finger protein 736-like. The transcript has 5 exons. The coding region runs from base 1 to 972 and encodes 323 amino acids. The record is from RefSeq and is a predicted model, not a curated record. Gene Ontology annotation, biological process: regulation of DNA-templated transcription. Lineage: Eukaryota; Metazoa; Chordata; Mammalia; Artiodactyla; Cervidae.